Lotus japonicus is the source of this 2096-nucleotide messenger RNA. Its product is annotated as SNF1-related protein kinase catalytic subunit alpha KIN10. Bases 205 to 1755 code for a protein of 516 amino acids. Gene Ontology annotation, biological process: protein phosphorylation; intracellular signal transduction. Gene Ontology annotation, molecular function: ATP binding; protein binding; protein serine/threonine kinase activity. The transcript has 11 exons. The record is from RefSeq and is a predicted model, not a curated record. NCBI's taxonomy places the organism in Eukaryota, Viridiplantae, Streptophyta, Magnoliopsida, Fabales, Fabaceae.
GAACGCUGAUGCAAGCAUCGAAGAAAAAAAGAAAAACGCAACGCAAUGCUACUUUGUUCUCAUUCUUCUUCUUCUUCUUCUUCUUCUUCCUUCUGAUCCCAAAUUCCCAAAUCCUCACCAUUAGGGUUUCUUCCUUCCUUCAAUCUCAGCAUCUUCUUCAAGCUCCAUUCGCUCCUUCAUCAUCAUCAUCACGCUGAUCUGAAAAUGGAUGGACCAGUUGGCCGAGGUGGUGGUGCAGGCCUGGACAUAUAUCUACCAAAUUAUAAAUUGGGGAAAACACUUGGCAUUGGAUCCUUUGGCAAGGUGAAAAUUGCUGAGCAUGUAUUGACUGGUCACAAGGUUGCCAUCAAGAUCCUUAACCGUCGCAAGAUAAAGAACAUGGAAAUGGAAGAGAAAGUGAGAAGAGAAAUCAAAAUUUUGAGAUUGUUCAUGCACCCUCACAUCAUACGCCUGUAUGAGGUCAUAGAGACUCCAACUGACAUAUAUGUUGUCAUGGAAUAUGUGAAAUCUGGAGAGCUCUUUGAUUACAUUGUAGAAAAGGGUAGGUUGCAAGAAGAUGAGGCCCGUAAUUUCUUUCAGCAGAUAAUCUCUGGUGUGGAGUACUGUCACAGGAAUAUGGUGGUUCAUAGAGAUCUGAAGCCUGAGAAUUUGCUUUUGGACUCCAAAUGUAAUGUUAAGAUUGCUGAUUUUGGCUUAAGCAACAUUAUGCGUGAUGGACACUUCCUUAAGACAAGUUGUGGAAGCCCUAAUUAUGCAGCUCCUGAGGUUAUCUCUGGGAAAUUGUAUGCUGGACCAGAAGUUGAUGUUUGGAGCUGUGGUGUAAUUUUGUAUGCUCUUCUUUGUGGCACUCUGCCAUUUGAUGAUGAGAACAUUCCAAAUCUCUUCAAGAAAAUAAAGGGAGGGAUAUACACUCUUCCUAGUCAUCUAUCUCCUGGUGCUAGAGAUUUGAUACCCAGAAUGCUCGUGGUUGAUCCUAUGAAGAGGAUGACCAUACCUGAGAUCCGUCAACACCCAUGGUUCCAAGCUCGUCUUCCGCGUUAUUUAGCUGUGCCACCUCCAGAUACAAUGCAACAGGCUAAAAAGAUUGAUGAGGAGGUCGUUCAGGAAGUCGUGAAUAUGGGAUUUGACAGGAAUCAAUUGAUUGAAUCUCUCCGCAACAGGAUUCAGAAUGAGGGUACUGUGGCAUACUAUUUGUUAUUGGACAACCGAUUCCGUGUUUCUAGUGGCUAUCUGGGAGCUGAAUUUCAAGAGACUAUGGAUUCUGGUUUUAACCAAAUGCAUCCUGGUGAGGUUGCUUCUUCGGUUGUCGGCCACCGCAUUCCAGGCUACAUUGACUAUCCAGGUGUAGGAAUGAGACCACAGUUCCCUGUUGAAAGAAAAUGGGCUCUUGGCCUUCAGUCUCGAGCUCAUCCUCGUGAAAUAAUGACUGAGGUCCUUAAAGCUUUGCAAGAAUUGAAUGUAUGCUGGAAGAAGAUUGGACACUACAACAUGAAGUGCAGGUGGGUUGCUGGCAUUCCUGGUCAUCAUGAAGGAAUGGUUAACAACAAUACUGCCCAUAGCAAUCAUUACUUUGGAGAUGAUUCCAGCAUUAUUGAGAAUGAUGCUGUUCCUAGUUCGAAUGUGGUCAAAUUCGAAGUGCAGCUUUACAAAACUCGGGAAGAGAAGUAUCUGCUUGAUCUUCAAAGGGUGCAGGGCGCUCAGUUUCUUUUCCUGGACCUGUGUGCUGCUUUCCUUGCGCAGCUUCGUGUACUCUAGAGCAAUGAGCUUAGGCUCUCGAGAGACUUGAGGUGUCUUGUUGCAUGUGAAUAUGCUUUACAUUGUUGUAUAUAUUUCAGUCCGAGACUGUCUUCUGUUUUCUACCCCCUUUUCGAUGGGUAAAAUUGCUAUCAGUCAAUCCUGAACAUGGGAUUUGCCUUGGUGACAUUGGUGUUUGAUUAGGUGUUCCUUGCUCAUGGUGGAUUUUAUUUAUCAACGUAGUAUCAGGGGGAAUCUUGAAAGGAUUAGCCUUUAUUGACUGUUGUGUAUUAUUUUCAUGGGAGUUGUGUAAAUGACUUGCUAUCGUUACUUGAAGCUGAAGGCUUUCUGUUUAGGCUGCA